GAGGCCGAGUGGGACCCAUUGGUCCACUAUGGUUGCGAUCAUCGAGAUAUUCGUUGCGAUGGUUCGUCCUGGGCCUGCCCGCGGUGUAACCGGUAGCGACGAACGAUAUCUUAUACAGACACCCUCGCGUCAAUCAGUCAAUAAGAACCUUGUGACUCCGACAAGUGGGUGGAAUACGAGCCGAUCUGAAGUUUUCAGCCGUGGCGGGGUGGUGUGGCGUCCUGCGGGGCCCCCGAUUCGCGUGCUGAUGCCUCCCGUCGGCAAUUAUCGACGAUAUCGCGAACCGGCCUGCGAAUCUCAGCUCCGCUUCAGGUCCAGCCGCCACCACGGCUCGCACAACAUCUUCACGCCGUGUGUCAGGCACCACCGAUGGCAAAACACAAAAAGGGAGAUAGCAGCAGGGGUGACUGCGGGUAUAAAAUCCGGUAUUCCCUGCCAUUGACCUCUCGCACGAUGUAUCGUGCAUUCAUUCUACCUCCCACAUCAAGUCGCCAUGCGUGGUUUAUCGGAAAGUGAGAUCCUCUAUAAUGAGGUAUGGCAGUCGUCAUGGCCUACAAUCGAACUAGCCCAGUCGUCCUUAAUGAAGCCCGCUUCGGCGUCGUUGAGCCUGGACGAACGUACUGAACUCACGUACAAAAGAGCUAAGGCCUUGGCAAAUGCACAUGACCUCACCAUCAAGGACGUGGCUUACAUCACUCCACGGUUUUGGAAGCUGCACACCGACCUGCUCGGGGCCAUGGAUGGUGGUGCAACAACCCUUGUCAGCAUCCAGUACAACCUGUUCAUUGGUACGGUGGCGCCGUUUGCUGCAAGCCGUCCCGACCUGCUGCCGAUCUUGCAACGUGCGUUGAAAUUUGACGUCUCUGCACAGUUCAUGUUGACGGAGGUCGGACAUGGUCUCGAUGCGCGAAACCUGGAAACCACGGCAACGUUACUGCCAAACGGAGGGUUUGAACUCCACAGUCCUUCGCCGGCGGCUGCGAAAUGCAUGCCCCCGUCGACACCUCGAAGCGGCCUUCCAGUCGUUGCCGUGGUUAUUGCCCGACUGAUGGUCGAUGGGGAGGAUCGCGGAGUCCGGCCCUUUCUGGUUUCUCUGACCGAUGGUACUCAGAUGUGCAAGGGCGUCGUCUCAAAGGUUCUACCGCCACGAACCGGUGCCAAUCCAGUCGACCACGCGCUCACCUACUUCAAUAAUGUACGCCUACCGUCAUCCGCCCUGCUAGGAAGCCUGGCGAAACCCCAGAGCGAGCGGGAUGACUUCCUUUCCACAAUCCACCGUGUCUCCGCGGGAACCCUGCUCCUCUCCAGCGGCUGCAUUCCGCUCCUCAAGACAGCCAUUUACAACGCGAGCCAGUUCAGUUUCCAACGGAUGAUCCUCGGGCACGAUGGGAACUCCAUGCCGGUCAUGAAGUUCCGCACCCAACAUCUCCCCAUCCUUCACGCCAUCGCGCAAGUCCAUGUGCUUCAGGCAUUCCUCAUCCAAGCAGCCACAGGAUUCCGGAACCCGAAAGCCGAUCCCCGCGUGCGGCAUGCCAUCGCGACGGUGUUCAAGGCUGUCGCAUUGCACCACUUUGGGAAAAGCAUCAAGACCUUGAAUGAGGGGUGUGGGUGGCAGGGGUAUUACGAGCAUAAUCAGACGCUCCAGGCUGAACUAGAAUUCCGUGCCGUCGGAACAGCGGAAGGAGACAUCAGGGUCCUUGCCAUCCGACUGGCAAGUGAACUCCUCAUCGGCCGCUACCAAGUCCCACCCCCCCGCGACCCCACCAGUCUAAUCGCCCAGCACGAGAUGGGCCUUUUUGCCGAGGCCCAGCAAACCCUGAAGGAGCUGGGCGGCAUCCACCGCAGCGAUGAAUUCAAUCGCAACAUCCUCCCGCUGGCUCUCCCGCUGGUCGAAGCCAUCGGGUACCGCAUGGCCGUGGAAGCGGCCAUCGACGUGAACAUCGACCCCAGACUGCUCGCCUUGUAUGAAAGCGGCAUCGUCAAGGAGGAUCCAGCCUGGUUCGCGGAACAGGGCGGUCUCACCCGCCAGGAGCAGCGCGAGAUGGAGGCUCUGGCGGCUGAUGCCGUGCUGCCCGAUCUAGCGCAGUUAGUGCAGGACACCGGGGCGCAGCCCUACAGCACUGCCCCCAUGGCGUCCCGGUCGGCGUGGGGGGGUUUGUGGAGGGAUUGGAGAGCUUUGAGGGGCAGGGCUGUUUUGAUAUGAUGGCGUAGGUGGUAAUGGGGUCUUAUUUGAUGUUAUUCAAGCAG
This is a messenger RNA of Aspergillus heteromorphus CBS 117.55, 2247 nucleotides long. RefSeq names its product putative acyl-CoA oxidase. Gene Ontology annotation, cellular component: peroxisome. The transcript has 6 exons. Gene Ontology annotation, molecular function: FAD binding; acyl-CoA oxidase activity; fatty acid binding. Bases 494 to 2203 code for a protein of 569 amino acids. Lineage: Eukaryota; Fungi; Ascomycota; Eurotiomycetes; Eurotiales; Aspergillaceae. The record is from RefSeq and is a predicted model, not a curated record. Gene Ontology annotation, biological process: lipid homeostasis; fatty acid beta-oxidation using acyl-CoA oxidase.